Saccostrea echinata is the source of this 1153-nucleotide messenger RNA. Its product is annotated as tyrosyl-DNA phosphodiesterase 2-like. Gene Ontology annotation, molecular function: single-stranded DNA binding; 5'-tyrosyl-DNA phosphodiesterase activity; protein binding. The transcript is spliced from 6 exons. The coding region runs from base 15 to 1055 and encodes 346 amino acids. Lineage: Eukaryota; Metazoa; Mollusca; Bivalvia; Ostreida; Ostreidae. Gene Ontology annotation, biological process: double-strand break repair. Gene Ontology annotation, cellular component: cytoplasm; PML body. The record is from RefSeq and is a predicted model, not a curated record.
AUUUUUGGCGGAAAAUGUCUGAAAGUGAAAUAGAAGAUGAUAUACCAAGUGCUGCUGAGUGUGACAGGCGAUGCCAGAGCUUUGCAGACAUUACAGGGACAGACACGGCUUUGGCCAUGUUUUAUCUACAAGACAGGAACUGGAACGUGGAGGCUUCAGUCAAUGCGUUUUUUGAAGACCAAGAUGUCACAGACCAUGACAAAGGAACCAAAAGAGGGGGAACAGAUGUCACAGAAUCUGGAGGGUCUUCCAAGCAAAUAAAAAUUGAGGAACAAAUUAAUGAUCCAGAACCCAAAAGAAUUCGUUUGCUGAGUUGGAACAUUGAUGGCCUGGACAAACCAAGUGCUGAAAAAAGAACUGUAGAAAUUUGUAAUAUAAUCAAGAAAGAAAAUCCCCAUGCGAUUUUACUCCAAGAGGUGACAAAUGAUACUUUACCAAUUCUUCAACAGAAUUGUCCUAGCUAUAAAAUCAUUCCAGGAGGAUCCAUCGAAUAUUUCACAGCCAUCAUGUUAAAGAAUGACUAUGUCAAGUUCAGUGUGAAGGAGAUACAGCCAUUCAGAAACUCUGUCAUGAUGAGAAACCUUAUGAUAGUUCAGUGUCAAAUAAAGGGAGUGCCAUUUACCUUGAUGACCUCCCAUCUGGAGAGCACUAAAGAGUAUGGAGGAGAGAGGAAGCAACAGCUAAAGCAGUGUUUUGAGGCAGUCAAGGCAGCUCCUGCUAAUCAGAAUGUCAUCUUUGGAGGAGAUCUUAAUAUGAGAGACAAGGAGCUAAAAGAAGUAGGAGGGAUUCCUUCAGGGGUUUGUGAUGUUUGGGAGGCCACAGGGUCCAGAAAAGAGUGCCUAUACACAUGGGACAUGAUGAGAAAUACAAACUUGGUAUUUGACAAAUACAAGCCUCGUUGUCGUUUUGACCGCCUAUAUCUUAGACAUUCCAAUCCUAGCACCAUCAAACCAGUGUACUUUGAACUAAUUGGCUUAGAAAAAGUGAAAUCUUGUGGAAAGUUUCCUAGUGACCAUUGGGGACUUUUGUCUCACUAUGACAUAAAUAAAACAUGAACAGUCUCAGUUAACUAGCCUUAUUUUUAGUUCAUUAUCUUAGUCGCCCUCUAUUACUACAGAUAUGUGACUAAUAAAAACAAAAAUUUUCAAAAUCA